AUGAAAAACACUUUGUUAUGUGCAGCGGCCGAGAUGUGCAAGUUGGAUGAUUUCCGCCUUCCAGGUACUGAUGUUGCAACCCUUCCUGUAUCACGUUCUGUUUCUCUUUGCCCGAAUUAUGGUCCUUGUUUGGUGUCUUCCGUCUUGACGGCCAUGCGUGAGGCCAGUGCCGCGGCCCUAUGGGAAAUGCAUGCCUGCGUUAAGAUCCAGUCAGUCAUAAGGAUGUGGCUGCAGCGCACCAUCUAUCGUAGGGUACGUAACACCAUUAUUAACAUUCAACGCUUUUACCGAGGCUAUUGCACGAGGAAGUCUCUUGCUGUGCAAUUUGCAGAAGAUGAGAAAAAUUAUCAAUAUGCGAUUUUUUCUUAUUAUGCAACUCGCAUUCAGGCAUGUUUUAGAGGGUAUUACUGUCAUAAAUAUCAUAGUAACUAUUAUGCUGUCAAGCGAUAUGUGAUAAAAGUGGUGAAAGAGUCGGAUCGAAUACAGCGUAUGGCUGAGUCUGUACAAUCAAAACUAGAGGAGCAGCGCCGUAUUGAGGCGGAUGAAGCUGAUGCCACCGCAUAUCGGCGUGCUACGGAGCAGGCGCAUCACUUGUUGUCCACUACGGUUAUACCUGGUGUAUAUGGUGCUAUUCGUUGUCCACAUGGAAGCCCUGAAUCAUCCACAAGAAACGGCAUGUUGACCACUAUACGGGAUACUAAAGUUGAGGAUGACAUUAAAAUCAACAACUCGCGUUUGAUUCGAUCUGUAGUUCUACAGCGUCAGGAGAAACUCUCUAAUAUUAGUGGUACUUUAUCAAAAACAAAAUCUACAUCCCAUGCUGUAUCCAAGAUGACUCAGAAUAAAUGUAAAGAAAAUGAUAACGAAAGCAAAAAAGAACGACUUAUACUUCCUGCACUCACGAGGUCUGGUAUAUGCCACCGAAGCUCUGAGGCACCCACCGCUAUCGACGAAAGAGAUGCUAAUGAUGAACGGGCUGCUCGCGCACAUUAUUAUCGGCAAUGCUUUAAGCCGAGUAUCGGAGCGCAGACAAAGUCGUGUUUGUAUGAAAUAGAGGACACCCACCCACCCGCUCGUCCCCUGUUGCUUCCACACAGCCCUCCAUUAACCCAGCCUGUAUCGUCUCUUACUAAGUCAGGUUUGCGCAACUCUGAGAACAGGCAGCCUUUAUUGAAAAAGGAUAGGAUUACUCGCGCCUACCCUUCCAAAGAAUUCGAUUCUCUCAAUCAUGAAUCUGAAUUUAAAUUUCAUCUACUGACGACAGGUUCCCUACUAGCUCCCCAAAACGCUGUUUCAAGUAGUAAUCGGAAUUUUGGUGUACCGGCCCAUGACUGUUAUCAUGAUAAUGAAAGGCGAGAUGACAAUGACAGUGGUGGUGGUGUUAGGGGUUCGGAUUCGUACAUACCCAAUGGGCCGAUCUACGAUACUGAAAAAGAAACGCUGCAGCGCGUAGUGGACAUGAAGGUCAUUCAUCAUUUGCACAAAAACGCAAUUUUCAAGGUUUCCAAAUCAAUCUCUAACCGGACAAAGACUCCGGCAUUGUAA
Molecule: messenger RNA, 1545 nt
Organism: Phytomonas sp. Hart1
Lineage: Eukaryota; Euglenozoa; Kinetoplastea; Trypanosomatida; Trypanosomatidae
Source: the annotation of a GenBank genome assembly